AUGCAUGACCUGAUAAAUGACUUGGCCACAAGUGUUGCAGGAGAGUUUUCAUUUAGAUUGGAUAGUGAGGUGGAUGUAUCCAACACUAAUGAAAGUUUGGAUAAGUUUUGUCACUUUUCAGCAUCUCUAAGAUAUGGAUCAUAUAGAAAUAUCAAGGAACUACAAAGAGCUAAACGCUUACGAACUUUGAUUCUAAUGUCAAGUGGAUGGGAAGAAGACGAUCUUUUGGACAAGGUAUUGGCUGAAUUGCUUCCUGAGCUACAAUUCCUGAGGGUGCUGAUUGUCAUGGACUUGAGUUCGGGCCUUUACACAAGUCAAGGUUCUCGAAUAAUCACAAAGGUACCACAAUCUAUUGGUAGUCUCAAGCAUCUACGAUAUCUUGAUUUUUCUUAUACUGGAAUCACAUGUGUACCUGAACAAGUGAGUCACCUUUAUAAUUCUACAGAGCUUGUUGGUUCAUAA
Molecule: messenger RNA, 462 nt
Organism: Lactuca virosa
Lineage: Eukaryota; Viridiplantae; Streptophyta; Magnoliopsida; Asterales; Asteraceae
Source: the annotation of a GenBank genome assembly